Messenger RNA from Closterium sp. NIES-67, 1518 nucleotides. The record is from the annotation of a GenBank genome assembly. NCBI's taxonomy places the organism in Eukaryota, Viridiplantae, Streptophyta, Zygnematophyceae, Desmidiales, Closteriaceae.
UAACUAGAACUGAAGGCUAUCCUCUUGUUCAACACCUUGUAGAUUUGGGGAGGCCGCAUGGCCGGCGAAGCAGCCCCAGAGGUGGUGCUUGAGACGACAAUGGGACAAAUAACGGUCGAGUUGUACCAAAAGCACGCUCCCAAGACGUGCAGAAACUUCUUGGAACUGUCGCGGAGGGGGUACUACAAUGGCACUAAGUUCCACCGAGUGAUCAAGGAUUUCAUGGCUCAGGGCGGGGAUCCCACAGGGACCGGACGAGGAGGCGAGUCCAUCUACGGAGCCAAGUUUGAGGACGAGAUAACGCGGGAGCUGAAGCACACGGGCGCCGGCAUUCUCUCGAUGGCCAAUGCUGGGCCCAACACCAACGGCAGCCAGUUCUUUCUCACCCUCGCCCCCACUCCCUGGCUUGACGGCAAGCACACCAUAUUUGGCCGCGUGUCACAUGGAAUGGAGGUGCUGAAACGGCUGGGCAACGUGCAGGCAGACAGGACUGACAGGCCCAUCCACGACGUGAAGAUAAUUAAGGCAGUUCCUAGGGACUAAUCUGUAGCAUUCCCAUACUUCCGUGAGAAAAUUACCACAAAAUUAGCAUUAGUUGCCAAUAUUGGCUAUGUUUACAAAGGCUACUUUGAUACUUUCAGAACGUACUUAUGCUUUCACUUUGGUUGAGAGUACGUCUGACAGUCAGAGAGCGUUUGCCGUAACGGGAACAGCCAGAGUAAAAUGCUAGACACCUCCCAGAUUAUUUAUGGCCAGCUCUAGUACCUGUUUUCAUGGCGCCAUCGGCGCGCUCUGUCGUCAGGGCUCGCUUGCUCCUGCCGUCCAACCCCUCCGCCAGUUACGCCGAGUACACUUGCCGCGUCGCAUUCCAGGCCCAUUCGCGCAGUCCUGGUGUGUGUGACGCGUACAUUGCAUCUGGACGUCAGGUGUUUCACUGCCAGGUGCCCAUAGGCCAAGAGAAUCUGUUGCAACAGGGCAAGGCGCAGGUGCUUCUGCCGCACCCUGUUCAGGACGUCACCCCUACCCCCAUCCCAUCGCUGCGCCACGCCUCUCUCAUCCAGAGCCUCGCUUCUGCUCCCCUGGAGAUCACUCAGGGGGGUGCUGCUUCCACGCUCCUCUCCUCUGUGGACUCACUCGGUCGAACCAUCCUCUCCACCUUCCCCUCCUCCUCCUCGUCUGUGACACCUGACUCCAGCUGCCAACUCUCCCCAUCUCCCUGUGGCUUCACCGAGCCCGGUCCAUGCUGCUCUGCCAUCUCUGUCACAGCGCCAACCACCAUCCGGGUGGCCACCUCCCGCUUCUUCCCCCGCUCUCUAGACCUCCAUGACCCCUCCUCCCCCUCCCCCUCGUCCCCCCUGCGAACAUUCCGCCUGCCCUUCCCCCCUGCUGCUGUGGGCUUCCUGGGGGGAACUGAGGGGGGCAGAAGGGGAGUGAAGAGGAGAGGGGGGGAGGGGAUAGAGGAAGAGGGCGGAGUGGGGGGGCUUCGUCUGCUGGCUGUGUGUGAGGGGCCUCAGGUGU